AUGGCGCUUCUGUCACACUACCCUGAGUUUCACGUUGCUCUUCAAUUCGCACAAAACCCUAACCCUAAAUUGAGGAAACUUCAUAGCUUCAAACCCUAUGCGAAAUUGAACGCAGUUGGAUCAAAGAACGGGGUGAAAUUUUCCAACGAAGUUAAGGAUUGUGCGGUUUUGGAUUUGGAUUUGGAUUUGGAUUUGGAAAGGAACGUGAAGCAGUAUGGUCAGUUUUCGGUUCCGGUGAAGAGUGGUUCGAGGUCGAGUAAAGAGGAAGAAAAAGAAAAGGAGAAUUAUUAUGUGAAUAUGGGAUAUGCUAUACGAACUUUGAGGGAGGAGUUUCCGGAUCUGUUUUACAAGGAGCUUAGCUUUGAUAUCUAUAGGGAUGAUAUUGUGUUGAAGGAUCCUCUGAAUACAUUUAUGGGUAUUGAGAAUUACAAAUCGAUAUUCUGGAACCUACGAUUUCAUGGCAAGACAUUUUUCAAAGCUUUAUGGAUUGACAUAAACAGUGUGUGGCAGCCUGUUGAGAAUGUAAUUAUGGUUCGCUGGACCGUUCACGGGAUCCCACGAGUUCCAUGGGAAAGCCGCGGUAGGUUUGAUGGGACAUCUGAGUAUAAACUUGAUAAACAGGGCAAGAUUUACGAGCAUCGGGUUGACAACAUUGCUUUGAAAAAACCUCCUAGGUUUAAAGUGAUGGGUGUGGAAGAAUUGAUUCAAUCUCUUGGCUGUCCGCAGACCCCAGGACCAACUUACUUCGAAAUAUCUUCAUCUGCUAAGAGAAAGUAA
Vicia faba (fava bean) is the source of this 777-nucleotide messenger RNA. The record is from the annotation of a GenBank genome assembly. NCBI's taxonomy places the organism in Eukaryota, Viridiplantae, Streptophyta, Magnoliopsida, Fabales, Fabaceae.